CCGGCGAAACGCGGCGAACCCCGCAUAACGAUCGGAGCCGCGUCGCUCUACGCUCCCUCCGACCCUCCCCAGCGACGAGUAAACCGAGGGGCGGAGGUCACCGGAGGCAUCGCCCGCCAUGUUGCGCAGGAGCGUGCGAGAUCUGUACUCGCUGCGGUCCCGCACGAGGAUCCCCAGACCGAUCUCCAGCGAGGUCCAAAGUCCAACAUUCCUUCAAUCCAGAAGAAACUCAACAAAAGCAUCUCAACAGAGUUCGGCACAGAAUCCUGUCCCGAAACCUCAAGAACAACCUCCUCAGUCUGGAAGCAAGGUUUCAAAGCUUCUGCUUGGAACUGUGGUAGUUGGUGCUGCUGCUGUGGCUGCUCAUCAAGCUGGCUACAUAGAUCUUCAGCUUAAGGAUAAAAAAUUGCCUUCGACCAUCAGGGAUCAAAAUUUCACAAAGAUGUAUGAAAAUCUGAAGUCCCCCUUUGAACAAAAGGUUGAUCAGAAACAAACCAUGUCAGAUCCAAACAAUGGCAUUGCUCAGGAAACACCCAAGGACCUUCCAACUAAAGAGAUGAAUGCAGCAGAGAGUCCAGCUGCUGUUGAGCAGCCUACUCCCACAGAAGAGAAAGAAACAGAAACUCUCACCCAAGUUCAAGAUAAGCAUGAGUCUGAUGCUAAAUUGCCAUCUCAAGAUACUCUCUCUUUUCAUACAAAGCCAAAUGUCGUUAAUGAUAAGGCAGCCAGUGAAGUUGCUCCAGGACAAUCGGACAAGUUAGACAGCACAGUUUCUCAUUUGCAAUCAAGCCCGUCAAUGGCUGGUCCAUCCCAUGAUUCGCACGCAGAUACGGAUGCACCAAAGGAUCCAUUCGCUGCUGAUGCAGGUGAACAGAAAUCUCUUGCUGAGACAUAUUUACUACAGGAGGAACCUGGCAUUACUAAAGAUGUGAGUGCUAAGGAGACUAGAAGUGAUGGCGUUGUUGAUGGUGUAAAAGCUUCUGAUGAUGGGAAAAUUAUGCUCGAUGUUAUAGAGGCUAUUCAUGCUGCUGAAAAAAAGCAGGCAGAUGCAGAUGCUUACAAGUAUUCCGAAGAGAAAAGGAAGUUGAAGGAGAAAUACGAAACGCAGCUGAAGGACACCAGGGCUCGGGAGCUUAUGCGCAUGGAGGAGGUAGCAAUUCUGGAUAAGGAACUGAAGAAAGAGAAAGACAAGGCUGCUGCCGCUAUUAAAGAACUUAAAGAAAAAUCUGAAAAAAAACUAGCGGAGGAGUUGCAACAGAAGGAUGAGGAAGCAAGUCAAGAAGUUGAGAAGGUAAAGGAGUUGGCAAAAGCUGAACUGGCUGCAGCUCUCGCAAAAGAGAAAGCAUCCCAGAUCGAACAGAUUGCUGAAGCAAAUCUCAAUAUAGAUGCUUUGUGCAUGGCAUUCUAUGCACGGUCCGAAGAAGCUCGUCAGAGUCAUUCAGUUCAUAAGCUUGCUCUAGGCACUCUUGCUCUAGAAGAAGCUCUAUCCAGUGGCUCACCAAUCCGGACAGAGGUGGAUCUUUUGCGUAAAUCUCUUGAAGGCAUUGACAAAGAUUCACUCUUAGAAUUGGCUCUUUCAUCGCUCCCAGAAGAUGUUCUCGAGUAUGGAUCAGAUACCCGAAUGGAGUUAAAACAAAAGUUCAAUUCCUUGAAGGAAACAAUCAGGCAUUUCAGCCUUAUACCAUCAGGUGGUGGAGGCAUCCUGACACAUGCUGUUGCUCAUGUCGCUUCUACCAUCAAGAUCAAAGAGGAUCAAUCUGGAGAUGGUAUCGAGUCCCUUAUAAGCAGAGUGGAGAACUUGAUUGUAGCUGGAGACUUGAGUGCAGCGGCCGAUGCUCUGACAGGAGGGCUGCAAGGGACUGAAGCAGAGGAAAUUGCUUCCGAGUGGGUGAACCAAGCAAAGAAACGUGCAAUAGCAGAGCAGACCCUUGCGCUGCUUCACUCGUAUGCCUCUUCGAUUACAUUUUCCUGAUCUUGAUCACCAUUUCCCCCUUUUUCGGAGAGAUUUACAUGCCAGUUGCAGACGUACAAUACCCUGCGUGUUCCAUGUUGCAAAAGCAUGAUCCUAGUCCUCCCUGUAAACAGAGAGAAUAAGUUUUGCGGUAUAGCUACUGGAUACCUUGCUAUUGUAGUCACCAGAGAAAAGGCUACGUUCGGAUAGAUCUCUCAACAUUUUUGCUGAAGAUGAAACCUUAAUCCUGCAACACCAA
Molecule: messenger RNA, 2210 nt
Organism: Lolium rigidum
Lineage: Eukaryota; Viridiplantae; Streptophyta; Magnoliopsida; Poales; Poaceae
Product: MICOS complex subunit MIC60
Exons: 12
Coding region: 119-1972 (617 amino acids)
Biological process (GO): cristae formation
Cellular component (GO): MICOS complex
Source: RefSeq, a predicted model, not a curated record